AUGUGGGAGGUAAGCCGUGGGAACAUGGGAAAGGUGCUGCACACAAGACUUGGAGCCGCAGCUCACACGAUGAACAGCCACAUCCAGAACAGCAAUUCCACUUGCGUUUGCACCGCGCCCAGUCCGUCGUUCUUACCAAUGCCGAUCGAGAUUCGCGCGGCGCAGCGGACAUUUGAAGGCGCGUACAUGCGCACUGCGCUGGGCCAGUUUUCGUUUUCGCUCGUGAUUCUCAAAAUUUUCACGCAUGAAUUUUACCCAAUAGGCGCGCUGUUUGCCGUCUACGGCACUGCUAUCCUGAUGGUUGCCGUGUAUCGACGGUAUGAGGGCCAGCGGCAGUUCUUCACCAAGGAGUCUGCCGAUGGGCUGUUGACGCGCAAGUUUCGAACCUCGGGCGAUACUGUAACGCUCAUGACAAUUCUGAGUCUGUUGGCAUAUGCGACCUUGCUUGUGCUGACCCUGCUAUUGACCAAGGACUAG
Messenger RNA from Cordyceps militaris CM01, 477 nucleotides. RefSeq lists its product as uncharacterized. The transcript has 2 exons. NCBI's taxonomy places the organism in Eukaryota, Fungi, Ascomycota, Sordariomycetes, Hypocreales, Cordycipitaceae. The record is from RefSeq and is a predicted model, not a curated record. Bases 1 to 477 code for a protein of 158 amino acids.